UUCCGCAAAUUUUCCCCUUGCGAACACCACCUUCCCACUCCAGAGAUAUUCUAUUAAAAUCCGUCGCCGACCUAACAUUUUCUCUCUCUCACUCUCUCUCUAAAACCAACUCCCAUAAACUGAGUAAACUACAGCAUACCUAUACACAUACCCGUAGAUACAAAAACUGAAAGCACGGAAGUAACCGACUUCUUAGGGCACAACACCGCGGUCACUUAACGUCGCCGUUUUUCACUCAACCGUCGAUGUGAUUUUGAGCGUUUGAAGGUGGAGUAGUGAUUACGGAAAGCGACGGGAAUGGAUCGGCCGGCGAUGACGGUGGGCCCGCCCUGUAUGGAGAUGCCGAUCAUGCACGACAGCGAUCGGUACGAUUUCGUGCGAGACAUCGGCUCUGGAAACUUCGGCGUGGCUAGGCUCAUGAGGGACAAACUGACCAAAGAGCUCGUCGCCGUCAAGUACAUCGAGCGAGGCGAUAAGAUAGAUGAAAAUGUCCAAAGGGAAAUCAUAAAUCAUAGGUCUUUGAGGCAUCCAAACAUUGUUCGGUUUAAAGAGGUCAUACUGACACAAACCCAUCUGGCUAUUGUAAUGGAGUAUGCAGCCGGUGGAGAACUUUUUAAUCGAAUAUGCAGUGCUGGGCAAUUCAGUGAGGAUGAGGCUCGCUUCUUCUUUCAACAGUUAAUAUCUGGAGUCAGCUAUUGUCACAGAAUGGAAGUAUGUCACCGGGAUUUGAAGUUGGAAAACACUUUGUUGGAUGGAAGCCCUGCUCCUCGAUUGAAGAUAUGCGACUUUGGAUACUCUAAGUCUUCUGUGUUGCAUUCGCAGCCAAAAUCAACUGUGGGGACGCCUGCAUACAUUGCACCAGAAGUGUUGCUUAGGCAGCAAUACGACGGCAAGAUUGCUGAUGUGUGGUCCUGUGGUGUGACUCUCUAUGUGAUGCUGGUUGGUUCGUAUCCUUUUGAGGACCCUGAUGAACCGAAGGACUUCCGGAAGACAAUACAUAGAAUUCUUCACGUUCAAUACUCUAUUCCAGAUAAUAUUCAAGUUGCACCUGCAUGUCGGCAUCUGAUCUCGAGGAUCUUUGUUGCAGACCCUAAACAGAGGAUUACAAUACCUGAGAUAUUUAAGCACGAGUGGUUUCUAAAGAACCUCCCGGCAGACCUCAUGGACGAAAAGACAAUGAGCAACCAGUACGUAGAGCCUGAUCAACCCAUGCAGAGUAUAGAUACGAUCAUGCAAAUAAUUUCUGAGGCCACCAUACCGCCGGUUGGUCUGUAUAACUUGGACAUGAUGGACGAUGACAUGGAAGAUUUGGACUCAGAUGAUCCUGAUCUUGAUAUCGACAGCAGUGGAGAGAUUAUCUAUGCAGUCUGAUUGCAUUUUCCUAUUGGAGUUCCAGAAAUCAGUUUCCUCAGGUACGAAAGAGCUUUCUGAUCGCUUCGGUUUGUAAUGUAAGUCAAGGUACUUGGACUGCAUAAGCUAUAGCUCUUGGUAUACAUUUGUAGGGAGGUUGAUUUUACCCAUUUCAUACAAAUUUGUGCCCCUUGCUGCGAACUUUUGUUUAUUUAUAAGUUUGCUUGCUACGGUGUUUUGGUCGUUUGCGGUCUCUCACACUUCCAAAUACCAGUGUUGUAUAAAUUGGUUCUCUGUACAACAGUUGUCUUAGCUGAAAUGUCAAAACGAAGGUUAUUACUGAUA
Messenger RNA from Rhododendron vialii, 1695 nucleotides. RefSeq names its product serine/threonine-protein kinase SRK2I-like. Lineage: Eukaryota; Viridiplantae; Streptophyta; Magnoliopsida; Ericales; Ericaceae. The coding region runs from base 298 to 1371 and encodes 357 amino acids. The record is from RefSeq and is a predicted model, not a curated record. The transcript is spliced from 9 exons. Gene Ontology annotation, biological process: intracellular signal transduction; protein phosphorylation. Gene Ontology annotation, molecular function: ATP binding; protein serine/threonine kinase activity. Gene Ontology annotation, cellular component: nucleus.